This is a messenger RNA of Loxodonta africana (African savanna elephant), 675 nucleotides long. It is a transcript of the gene BPIFA3, whose product is annotated as BPI fold containing family A member 3. Gene Ontology annotation, molecular function: lipid binding. The record is from RefSeq and is a predicted model, not a curated record. NCBI's taxonomy places the organism in Eukaryota, Metazoa, Chordata, Mammalia, Proboscidea, Elephantidae. The transcript is spliced from 5 exons. The coding region runs from base 1 to 675 and encodes 224 amino acids.
AUGCCCCCAUUCUGGAAGCUCUUCAUUCUCCUUGACCUGCUGGCUUUGCACUCAGUUCUGCCCAAGCAGCCCCGGCCCAGCCUGGCCAAAGCCCACACAGAGAGCAGGUCCACCCUGGCGAGAAUUAUUGUCCAGGGCCUCGUAAGCCACAAUGCAGAGGGCCGGAUCCAGAGCCUGCAGCUCCUAAGCAGUCUGAAUGGUUCGGGGAAUGCGGCCCCAGGGAUGGUGGGCUGGCUAAUUGGCAGCUCGGACUUCCAGCAGCAGCAGGAAGACAGGCCCUUCAAUAACAAGAUCAUACAGCUACAUGCACACGUGAACCUCGUCGUGGAAUUCUGGCUGGAGAAAGACGAGUUUGGCCGAAGGGAUCUGGCAAUGGGCAGUUGCCACGUGGAGCCCAGCAGUGUCAAUGUGAUGGUCCUAACUGAGGAUAUCCCACCAAAGAUGAAACAUUUUAUCCGCAACCUCAGAGAGAACCUGGAAAAAGUUAUUCCACUCCUGGUAGCGAGCCAGGUAUGUCCUCUGAUGGAUGAAAUCCUCAGGCAGCUGGAUGUGAAACUGUUGAAAAGCCUCCUGGGUGAGUGUCUGCAGCCAUAUGGGAAAGACAGCUUGGACAUGGCCAAUGGCUGGAAGAAGUAUCCUCCACCAGAGCCUGAGGGCUGUCUGCACUUUCUAUGA